This is a messenger RNA of Leptosia nina, 528 nucleotides long. The record is from the annotation of a GenBank genome assembly. Lineage: Eukaryota; Metazoa; Arthropoda; Insecta; Lepidoptera; Pieridae.
AUGAGUGUUACACAUUCGCCAAAUAAGAGGCAGAGCGGUUCACAGCCUAACUUGUCUACAAUGGAGGACUCCAAUAAUCAACAACUUGCAACUCGUAAAAGAAAACAACAGCAAACAAAAAUUAAAAACGAACUAGAAAACAUUAAAGAAAAACAAGUAGAAGCGAAACAAAAAAUAAAUAACUUAGAAAGAAAUAUCGAUGAAAUCACAAACAACAAAAGUAAACAUUCAGAUAGCAUGUUAUGUGAGGAUAUACUCCAAGAAUUACAAGAGCGAAAACAGAGAUCUAACAAUGUUUUCAUUAUCGGCCUACCCGAAGCGAAAGAUAAAACCCGGCCUGUCAAAGUUUUCCUGACCUCGCCAGCUAUAGUAAAAGAUAUCCUACGUAACAAACCUAAAGACAAGACAAAUUCUAUCAAGAUAUAUUCUGAUCAAACCCCUCUACAAGCUAACUAUUUUAAGAAACUGAAGGAAGAAUUGAAACGUCGAAAGAAUGAAGGCGAGACAGCUAUGUAUAAAAUAUGUUAA